Messenger RNA from Scaptodrosophila lebanonensis, 1481 nucleotides. RefSeq names its product ribonucleoside-diphosphate reductase subunit M2 (gene RnrS). The record is from RefSeq and is a predicted model, not a curated record. The transcript has 4 exons. Lineage: Eukaryota; Metazoa; Arthropoda; Insecta; Diptera; Drosophilidae. Gene Ontology annotation, molecular function: ribonucleoside-diphosphate reductase activity, thioredoxin disulfide as acceptor. Gene Ontology annotation, cellular component: cytosol. Bases 57 to 1247 code for a protein of 396 amino acids. Gene Ontology annotation, biological process: deoxyribonucleotide biosynthetic process.
GUCGCAUUGAUUCAUCUAAGUGCAUUUGCUGUAGUCAGUUCUAUACAAAAACUAACAUGUCUCUAGUUGCCGGAAAAGAAAACAUAGCUGAGAACAUGGAAAAAUUCUCGCUUAAGAGUCCGAGCAAGAAAAUCUUGACAGAGAACGCAAAUAACGUUCGGAAAAUGUCCAUUCCAAAUGAAGACAAUGCAGCUCCAGUGCUUGCUGCUAAGGAAGAUGACGACCCAAUCAAGGCAAUAACAAAAGUGGUGAAUGUGUCUAGUGCACCUUUCGACCCAUCGCUUGAGCCAUUGCUCCGAGAGAACCCUCGCCGCUUUGUCAUCUUUCCCAUACAAUACCAUGAUAUCUGGCAAAUGUACAAAAAGGCCGAAGCAUCUUUCUGGACGGUCGAAGAGGUGGAUCUGUCCAAGGACAUGACAGAUUGGAAUCGCCUGACUGACAAUGAGCGUCACUUUAUAUCUCAUGUGUUGGCAUUCUUCGCCGCAUCAGAUGGCAUUGUCAACGAAAAUCUGGUAGAACGCUUUAGCCAGGAGGUGCAGAUAACCGAGGCACGUUGUUUUUAUGGCUUCCAAAUUGCCAUGGAGAACGUGCAUUCGGAAAUGUACAGCGUACUUAUCGACACCUAUAUACGUGAUCCUCAUCAACGCGACUAUCUUUUCAAUGCGAUUGAGACUAUGCCAGCAGUAAAGCGCAAGGCGGACUGGGCCCUCGCUUGGAUUUCUUCAAAGUCAGCCAAUUUUGGUGAACGCAUUAUAGCUUUUGCCGCCGUCGAAGGCAUCUUCUUUAGUGGCAGCUUCGCUUCAAUCUUUUGGUUGAAGAAGCGCGGUCUUAUGCCCGGUCUUACCUUCUCAAAUGAGUUAAUUUCACGCGACGAGGGUCUACAUUGCGAUUUUGCCGUGCUGAUGUUCCAGCAUCUGGUUCAACGUCCCAGUCGUGAACGCAUUAUUGAAAUCAUUUCAGAUGCUGUAGUCAUCGAACAGGAGUUCCUCACAGACGCUUUGCCCGUAAACUUAAUUGGCAUGAAUUGCAAACUGAUGUCUGAAUACAUUGAAUUUGUCGCCGAUCGUCUGCUGGUAGAGCUCGGUGUGGGCAAGAUCUAUAAUACAAAGAACCCAUUCACUUUCAUGGAGCUCAUUUCGCUGGACGGAAAGACAAAUUUCUUUGAAAAAAAAGUGGGCGAGUAUCAACGCAUGGGCGUUACAUCGAAUCGUUUGGACAAUGUUUUUACGCUUGAUGCGGAUUUCUAACCAAGGGCUUUUAAGAUUAACAUCCCUAAUUCAAUAUUUAUAAACGUUUUAUAUUUUAAACAAUUUAAAUACAAUUUAGUAUGUAAGUUAAAAAUUGACAUCAUCCUUGAAAUGUAAGCAAAAAAAAAAAAAUGCAUUCUCUUGACUUCCACAAAAAGUUCUGUUUAUUGAUAGCGAUAUCUUAUUUUACAUUACGAAUUCAUUGUAAAUAACAUUAAAGAAAUGUCUAGCAUA